Xiphias gladius (swordfish) is the source of this 2484-nucleotide messenger RNA. Its product is annotated as glucose-induced degradation protein 8-B homolog. Lineage: Eukaryota; Metazoa; Chordata; Actinopteri; Istiophoriformes; Xiphiidae. The record is from RefSeq and is a predicted model, not a curated record. Gene Ontology annotation, cellular component: cytoplasm; nucleus. Bases 315 to 1031 code for a protein of 238 amino acids. Gene Ontology annotation, molecular function: protein binding. The transcript is spliced from 5 exons. Gene Ontology annotation, biological process: positive regulation of canonical Wnt signaling pathway; proteasome-mediated ubiquitin-dependent protein catabolic process.
ACUCGGACUGUUCCUCGGCAACCGUGACGUCGCUGUGCCCACCAAUCGGAGAGCUCGCAGGACCGACGUUCCUAUCGCGAGGUUAUCACGUUAGCUUGGUUGGCUAGCUAGCCGCGAAAAGCUUGACUGUGUACCCACAGUUUACAGUUGUUGUUUUUUUAAUUCUUCUUAAAACACCGAGAGGGGCCGCGCAUUGCUGUUUGAUCACUGUCUUCUCGCGCCUGCAAGAAAGGAUAAUCGCCGGACCGUGUGUUUGCACGGUACAAACUGUGACCGAGCUGUGUCAGCCUUGCUCACGUUUUGCUGUAUUACCCAUGGAUUUAAUACUUUUCAGCAUCCCAAUGAUGAGUUAUGCUGAAAAGCCAGAAGACAUCACAAAAGAAGAGUGGAUGGACAAACUAAACAAUGUUCACAUACAGAGGGCGGACAUGAAUCGGCUCAUUAUGAAUUACCUGGUGACAGAGGGAUUUAAAGAGGCAGCGGAGAAGUUUCGGAUGGAGUCCGGUAUCGAGCCGAGUGUGGACCUGGACUCUCUGGAUGAAAGGAUAAAGAUUAGAGAGAUGAUCCUGAAGGGACAGAUACAGGAAGCUAUUGCACUCAUCAACAGCCUACACCCAGAGCUGCUUGACACCAAUCGAUACUUGUAUUUUCAUCUGCAGCAGCAACAUUUGAUUGAGUUAAUCAGGCUAAGGGAGACUGAGUCAGCACUGGAGUUUGCCCAGACACAGCUGGCCGAGCAGGGGGAGGAGAGCCGGGAGUGUCUGACGGAGAUGGAGAGGACACUAGCCCUUCUGGCCUUCGACAACCCAGAGGAGUCGCCCUUUGGAGACCUGCUCAACAUGAUGCAGCGGCAAAAGGUGUGGAGCGAGGUGAACCAAGCUGUGCUGGACUAUGAAAACAGGGAGUCGACACCCAAACUGGCUAAACUGCUGAAGUUACUGCUGUGGGCACAGAAUGAGCUGGACCAGAAGAAGGUGAAAUAUCCCAAAAUGACUGACCUUAGCACGGGCACCAUCGAGGACCCCAAGUGAACAUAACAGAAAAGAACAACCACCUUCCACGUCUCCUUAAUUUAUGAUCAGUCAGUGACUGUGUGACAACCAGGUAACAUAUAUGUAUAAACAAAUUCUACGUUGUUUUUUCAUGUUUCAUUCAUGAGAAGUAAGACUUAACUCAUUGUGCAGACUGUAAAUUGCUGUAUUUGCAAAGUGACAGAAAUUAUUUAGUUUAAAUACUGAUCCUGGAUUUUCAGAAAGAUCUUGGAGACAACAAAAUUCAAAUUGCUGUUUUAUAUUUUGUCUUUCUAAAGCCUAAGCUUUAUUUAUUGUGACCUCUUUUUCCCCACCAAGAUGUUAUUUUUUCAGAAAGAGAGUUGAUGGUACAGAAGGGCAAUGUUAAUACUGUGGUGUUUGAGGAGCCAAAAUCAAGGCUCGACCGUAAUGGUCCAAACUUUGAAACAGCAGAUACACGGUUACCAUUUUUAGUGAAGUUAUGUUAAGAUUGAGAUGACACACUUAAUCUUAACUGAAAUUAAAAUCUAAAUUUCUUACACAAAAUGUGAAUAUUUUUAAAUUAAACGGAAAGAUACACUUUAUUAAUGUAAUAUAAUUUUAAUUAAUAUAAUAUUUUACGAUUUUAUUUAGUAUGAUGUUUGGCAAUUUGCUAUAAAAUCAACCACUUGAUUUCUACACCUUGAAAUUUAUUUGUACCUUUACAGUAUGUCUAUGGGAUGAACUGCCUUGUAGAAUUAUCAUUUCACAUUUGUGUUUGAGAAGGUGAAAUAGGUCCUGACUGACGAGGUUGAAAUCAGAGAUGGCUUUCUUGCCGAGUUGCGCCCCCCUGGGCCCUUUCGAUUCCCCCAGCAUGCUACAAAUUGUUAUGUUUGGUUUUAUGCUCUAAGGGGCUGAGGUUGCAAUAACGCUCUGCCAGUCUCAGUGAUGGAGCCAGGAUGUAUAUGAGAGAAAGGGCUGCUCCAAUCGAGAAAUGCUAAGGAAUGAGGGGGGAUGAUAUGGCUGCUUUAUAGUUUAAAAUCUGAUAUUUAAAAUCCAGUCCGACCAGAAAUGAUUUUGUUCGUUGGCUUUGUUUUGAUAAUUGAUAGCAAUGAUCAAAAGCAUUGAAAUUUUGAAUCUGAACUGAGGGUCACAGAAACUUGCUGUCCAUUUUGCCACUUUUAACACCGUUAGUAUUUUCACUUUAACUGCAUGUAAGUGUAUUUUUUUUUUUUUACAAUGGGGAAAGGCACUUGUGCUUUUUUAUUUUGUCUUGGUUGGUUUACUUUUCUAUAAGAAAAAAUGAACUUGCUGCUAGCUGUCCAUCCUUAACUUCUUUUAAGGUUUUAUUGUCUAUAUGGAUAUUGGCUUUGACAAACACUGAGAUGCAGAGAGCUCACAUCCCUUUUAUUAUUCAACAUUUUUAAGAUCAGAUUUGCAAUUAUUGAAAUAAACAAAACUUUUGUGAACCAUAAAAGAGCUGUUUUUCAUUCAU